Messenger RNA from Coprinopsis cinerea okayama7#130, 3174 nucleotides. RefSeq lists its product as hypothetical. The transcript is spliced from 3 exons. The coding region runs from base 1 to 3174 and encodes 1057 amino acids. Lineage: Eukaryota; Fungi; Basidiomycota; Agaricomycetes; Agaricales; Psathyrellaceae. The record is from RefSeq and is a predicted model, not a curated record.
AUGGAGCCCCAACCCGUAAACCCAGACAGCAGGCCAUUGCCUGAAGGUUGGUUCCAGCAUUAUGAUGCAUCGCAGAAGAUCUGGUACUACGUACAAACCAAUGUGAUGCCUCCAAAGAUCAGUUUGACGCAUCCUGCAGGAGAUAGUCCGAAAGGGCCACCGCCCGUCCAGAAUGCAUGCACAUCCUCCAUUGAAGCGGAACCUACGCCCCCCUACACACCGAUUCCUCAAGCCUCCCCGCCUGCCGCGUCUAAUUCACCUUCUACGCCUCCUGCGCCCCCUCCAUUUGAUUCAAUUAAAGCGGAGGCUUCGCCUGCCUACAUGCCCAUUGCAUCUCCGGCCUCCCCACCUGCCAUGUCCCCUUCGCCUUCGACGUCAUUUACCCCCGCUGCAGCCCCUCCCCCUGGCGCACGCGCUUCACCCGCAUCACCUAGUCUACCUUCAUCUCCAUCCUCACCGGCACCCGCCCACAGCAAACUCUCUGCUGCUCAACUCCUCUACGCCAGCGCGGCUCAGAAGGACACGGGUUUUAGCGACCCCCUAAUCCGAAACCCCGCGAUCUUGGGCGGGGGAGGCGUUGCUCCUACCCAGCGACCGACGACCUUGGGCGGCCGAGCCCUCCCUGCGGUUCCCUCGAACAUGAACCAAGCACCUAUCCUUACUACCAUGAACAGAAACUCGGUAGUCGCUGGGGUACAGUCCAGAUCGGGUAGCUUACUCGAGGGAGGAGCACCGCAAAUGGUUCAGAACGGUGCAAUAUCGGUUGAGUAUCUCACCGGUCCAAAAGCUCCGUACGAGCAUGGGCAACCCCAAACCCCCCAAAUGACGGCUGCACGCCUCCUCGCAGCUCGAGCUCAAACGCUGCCUCCCAAUCCCACCCCUCCUCCAAAGACCGACCCUUCUCAAGCUCACACGAGGCGAACUUCGAUGUACAGUACAGUUUCCCUUGCUGGGAGCGUGGCCAACACACAAAGCUCUGGGGGUCCAUCGGUCCCCCACAUCGUUACCACUUUACAACAGCCUUCAACUCAGCCAAUGGGAAGUGCUACGUCCAGCUUUCUGACUCAGGUCGCUGCCCCCAAGCCCAUUCCCGCUGUCUCUAACCCCCUUCCGCCUCCUCUCCCACCCAAGCCGGCCCCGCCGCCGGCAAGCACGCUGGCCCAGCCAAACGCCACAGGGAAUAUGAGCAUCCAUUCUCUCAUGUACAGGCAACUUCCAGGUGUGGGAGUAGGACCACAAGCCGCACUUAGCCCUAGCCCGCUGCAACCCAACCCAGGGCCGCAACUGGACCAACCUUUCACUUCCCGACCGCCCAUUCCUCCUCCGAAACACAUUUCUCAGAUCAUUCCCGCCUCAGUACCCACAUUCACGCCCCUUCAAGCAAAACAACUUGCCCAACUCACUGCUCAGCAAAACCAGUCCCAAGCGGUUCAACUCUCCGCCCAGUCCACAGCGCGAGCUAUCAAGCAGGCCUCUAAGGCUCUCGGGAAAGCAACAAAGAAGGCAGCGUCUGCCACUUUGAAUAGGCUCGCCCUCGGUGUCGAGUUCGUCAGUGCAUUAACAACCGCCCUGGUCGAUCCCCGAACGGGCCAGGGAGUACUCGAGGACUCCAAGCUGCAAGCCGUGCUGCAAGGGGAUGUGAACGCGGACUAUCAGGGGGUGAUAAAUGCAUUGUUGCAGCAGCAACAGAAAAAGCCAGGACAGGCUGCACAGUAUCAGGUCUUGAUUGGGCAGGUUCAGGCGUUGCAAGCUCAUGCCAUGUUGAAGCGGAUUCAACUGCAGCAACAGGGCCAGGCGUCGCAGUUGACAUUGCAAGCUCAGACGACCGGUACGUCUAGUCUUCCGGCCGGAGCGAAUCAUCAAUCGAAUGCGCUACCAACACAAGCGACCGGCCAAGCGCAAGCGCCCCAGAUACUAUCGCAGCCGGGUCUUUGGAAUGUGCCUCCUCCUCCACCCCUUGCAAGUGGCCAACAGGCGCUUGGUUCUCCUCCAGCUACGCAAGUGGCGGGCGUGAACGGCCAAGCCCUGCCUUUGUAUUCCAAUACAGCACCUCCAGACCAGUCCAACGCUCCCUCGAGUCCUCCUCCGUUUAAUCAACUUGAACAGCCAUUGCAAUCUCCUUCUGCGACUCCAACCUCACCUCCCCCUGCGUUUGCUCCCCAGGAAGGGCCACAGGGCCAGCCAUCUGCUCCGGCGCCUUCUGACUCCGACCCUGCCCCCUCGGGCGAUGCCUUCUCAGGACAGUCUCACCAAGACCUCCAGCAACUCGUCGCUCAGCUCCUCGAGCAACAACAGCGACAAGAGCAAGAGAAGCAACAACUCCUUAGACAGCUCCAAGAACAACAGGCUCUGCAGCAGCAGCAAUUGUUGCAACAGCUUCAGGAACGACAGGCGGCGCAGCAGCAGCAUCAGGAACAGCUUAUGGCGCAACUUCAAGCGUCUCGGGCUCUGAAUGCCCCUGCCCAGCAGCAAAUCGACUUCCAGAAUAUCGCCGCCCAACAAAUGCAAGCAGGAUCUGACCUAUUCAACGCCCAGCUUCAGCAUCAGCUGGCGGCCCAAAGUCAGCAAACAGACACACUUGCCCAGUCGAUUGCACAACAAGCGGAUGCAACGGCGCAAUCGAUCACAGACGCCGCGCUUCAGCAGGGCCAGGAUGCCGCCAACGCUAUUUUGAGUGGACUGCUUGGGGGUGGUGUAGGUCAACAACAAUCGGCAGGACUUGGGAAUUUGGUCUCUUCGCUUCUUGGGGGUGGUCAAGCCGGAGGGAAUGAAGAAGCGUCUUCUUUGUCGCAACUCUUGGGUGGUGGCGGAGAAGGCGAAGGAGUAUCCUCUGCCUUGUCUCCGCUCCUGGGUGGAGGGGAAGACACGUCGGGACUUUCUUCUGCUUUCUCCCAGCUGCUUCUAGGAGGCGGAGCCGGAGCGGCUGGUGAAGGUCAAAGUUCAGGUCUAUCCCAACUUCUCUCUGGAGCAGGGGGCGGAAACGCAACUGAAGCCGGCGUGAUGGACGCAUAUGCCGCUCUCCAAGCGAACCACCUAUCCAACCUCUUCGAGAUGCAAGGGCUCAGGAACGCUGCUUCCCUUGUUUCGGGUGACCAGUACGUUACGACAACCGCGUAUGAAUCUGUGUUCUCGCCGAUGGAUACGGCGCUAGCGAAUAGUCUUUCGUAUAUCUAG